Molecule: messenger RNA, 1725 nt
Organism: Rotaria socialis
Lineage: Eukaryota; Metazoa; Rotifera; Eurotatoria; Philodinida; Philodinidae
Source: the annotation of a GenBank genome assembly
AUGAUGUGUCAAAUCGAUCCAUAUACUAGUUGCAAGAAUGGUGGCCAAUGUAUUCCCAUCGAUGAACACAUGGCAACCGAGACCAAAUUCACAUGCAUCUGCCCGAAAUAUUUCACUGGCGACAGAUGUGAAAUAGCUGACACAAAAAUCAUUUUAUCGUUUCAAAACGAUAUUACUCUAUCACGAUCGAUGAUUGUUCACUUUAUUCAAGUACUUGACUAUUCUUCACACGAACGUGCGACCACUGUCAAAACGAUUCCUAUCGAGAAAAAUUCUCUUAUCAUUUACUGGUCACGUCCAUUUCAUAUUGUCCUUUUCGAACUUUUCAACAAAACCUACUAUUUAACUGUUGUUCAAAAGCGAUACAAUCCAUCGCAGGUCAUCGUUAAGACGCUCAAUUCAUCGGAUCGUUGUAAACACAUAAGCGAAGUGUUCAAUGAGACCAUCGUCAACUUACAUCUUCUUCGCCGCAUCAAAUAUUAUCAUUUGCCAUGUCAAAAACAUUCAUCAUACUUAUCUUGCUUUUACGAUGAUAUUCAUUUUUGUUUGUGUAACACUUCUAGUCAUCAUCAACAUGUGGCCAACUGCUUCGAGUUCGAUCACAAUUUGAAACCCGAUUGCUUUGGUCAAAAUAGUUGUGAAAAUGGGGCUCAGUGCUUUCAAGACAGUCCGACCUGUGCACCAACAUCGAUGUGUACAUGUCCCACAUGUUUCUAUGGAAGACGAUGUCAAUUUAGUACGAAUGGUUUCGGUCUGUCGAUCGAUGCCAUUUUAGGCUAUCACAUUCUGCCAAAUGUCAGCAUUGUAAAACAACCGUAUGUUGUCGACAGUCAUGAUCACGCAGGACUGUUCAGUGGUGUUCUUUCCGUGAUUAUGUUUCAGAGCAAAAAGUUAUGCGAAGCCGGCUGUGACUUAUAUCUAUUGAUUUCAUUCAUCACUACUGUAUUUACCGUGAUUUUGGUUGCACUUAAGCUUUGGAUACUCGUCCUUGCACAAAUGGCGUUGACAACGAAUCGAUCUUUUCUCAAUUUUCAGUGUAUUUCAAUUGAUUUUCUUCUUCGAAUUUGCCUUAGUAUGGAUCAACGGUUGAAUACAUGUGUAGUCGUCGAGCGAGCAAUCGCCGCACUGAAACGAGUGAAUUUUGGCAAGAAGAAGAACAAGAAAAUGGCUAAAUUCACGAUUCUCGCUCUUCUUAUUCUAACCAUUGGCACAGCUAUUCAUGAUCCCUUCCAUCGAGACCUGAUUGAUGAUGACGGCGAUGGUGACGAGAAGCGGAUCUGGUGUAUUGUGACUUAUUCGCCCAGUGUUCAAUUCUUCAAUUUGGCAGUUCAUAUUUUUCACUUUUCCACCCCAUUCAUCAUCAAGCUGAUAUCGGCUCUUGUUAUCAUUCGAAAGAAUGCUCAGCACAAAGCAACCGUUCAGCCUUAUCAAACUUACCAAAACCUCUUACGUUAUCAAUUUCAACAACACAAUCAUCUUCUUAUUGCACCAGUCAUACUAGUCAUUCUUGCUUUUCCACGUCUGAUCAUUUCUUUCGUUUCGAGUUGUAUGAAAUCGGCACGUAAUUCGUGGCAAUUUCUUGUUGGAUACUUUAUUUCAUUUAUUCCGCCAAUGCGUCUCUUUGCCGCAUUUGUCUUGCCGUCAAAAUUGUACAAAAAAGAAUUUCACAAGUGUAUCGGACGAUAUCGAACGACGAUACAGAGACGUGUACAUCCCAUGUUGUAA